Molecule: messenger RNA, 2573 nt
Organism: Oxyura jamaicensis (ruddy duck)
Lineage: Eukaryota; Metazoa; Chordata; Aves; Anseriformes; Anatidae
Gene: CNKSR1
Product: connector enhancer of kinase suppressor of Ras 1
Exons: 19
Coding region: 104-2269 (721 amino acids)
Molecular function (GO): protein binding
Source: RefSeq, a predicted model, not a curated record
GAGGCCCCGCUGAGCGGCACCCGCGCGCGCCAAUGGGGCCGCCCUGACCUGGCGCAGGUGAGCGGCGGGGACGAGCGGUGGUUCCGGCCCUGCCGCCGCCGCCAUGGAGCCCGUGGGCGCCUGGGGCCCUGCGCAGGUGGCGGCCUGGCUGCGAGGGCUGGACGCGGCGGUGCAGGGGUACCCCUUCGAGGCGUGGGGGCUGGCGGGCGCUGAGCUGCUGGGGCUGUCGGCGGGGGCCCUGGAGGCGCUGGGCGUGCGGCGCGUGGGGCACCAGGAGCUGCUGCUGGACGCCGUGGAGCAGCUCCGAGCCCUGGACACGGAGCUGGCGAGCACCAGCCUGCGGACGCUGACGGAGGGGCUGCGGGACCUGGCGCAGCGCACCCAGACCCUGGUGCUGGAGGGAAUGCCCGGGGCUGCCACCCCCCAGCCGCCCCCCUUCGCCCUGCUGGCCUGCGUGGUGGAUCUGAUCGGGGCCGCCAAGGGGCUCUUCUCCUGGCUCAACAGGUACCUUUUCUCCACCCUGAACGACUUUUCGGCCAGCAGGGACAUCGUCCUGCUCUGCGCCCGGCUGGCGGAGGUGCUGCAGGCGGUGGGUACCCGGGGUGGCCGCGGCCUGGACAUCAUCUCCACCAGCUCCUGCCUGCACUUCGUGUCCGCAACCAACUCGGAGGUGACUGGGAAACUUCCUGAAAGUUCCCUCCCUGCCCUGCCUCUGCCCCAGGCCCUGGCUGCGCAGGGGGGCCGCAUCCUGCCCGGAGAUGAGAUCGUGCAGGUCAACGAGCAGGUGGUGGUGGGCUGGACACGCACCAACCUGGCGAAGAAGCUGCUGGAGAAGGCGAGCGGGGUGACGCUGGUGCUGAAGAAGGUCCCCCUCAGCCCGCCUGGCUCCCCCCUGUCUCCCCGGCAGCAGGUGCCAGGAGCCUUUUCGGAUGCUGCGGAUCCUCCCGCUGCCAAAAGCAGCGAGUGCCCCGGCAGCCCCGUGUCCCUGACGUCCAGCGCGGCCGCCGACGUGGAUUCGGGGCCGGACUCUGCACCGGACCCCGGUACUGACGACGAGGACGAGUGUGACCCGAGCCUGCCCGGGGAGGACGUGGGCGAGCUCCCCCCGGCACCGCUCGGCAGCGGUGCUGCAGGGGACGCGGCGUGGGAGGCCAGCACCCCGCCGGGCACCCCGUGCUCGCCACGUGCACCCACCAGACCCCGCACCGCGGAGCUCAGCCCCUUGGCAGCCCCCGGGGCUGGGGCUCAGGGCGCAGAGCCCAGCCGGAUCCCCGGGGAGGGCAGCCCCGAGACUGGACGCAGACCCAAAGGAGUGGCGACCAGGCUGAGCCGCCGGCGGGUCUCGUGCCGGGACCUGGGCCGGGUGGACUGCGAUGGCUGGCUCCUGAAGAAGAAGGACCACGUGGGCUUCAUGGCCCAGAAGUGGAAGCGGUGCUGGUUUGUGCUGAAGGGCCACACGCUCUACUGGUACCACCACCCCAACGAUGAGAAGGCUGCGGGUCUCAUCAACCUGGCCACCUACAACCUGGAGAGCACGAGGGAACAGAAGAAGAAAUACGUCUUCCAGCUCUCCCACGAGAGGUACAAGCCCUUCAUCUUCGCCGCAGAAACGCUGGCGGAUUUAAGCAUGUGGGUCAGUCACCUGGUAACGGCCAAGACGAAGCACGCGCUGGGCCACCAGCCGGUGCCGCACAGGGAGGAAGACUGCUACAGCGAGACAGAAGCCGAGGACCCCGAUGACGAAUCUCCCCGGCAGGGCUGCGACUCGCCAAAGAAAAGGCUGCAAAACCCCCCAGAGAAAGGCCAGCUCUUCCCGACCAGCGGCGAAUCCAGCAGCGCAGCCAGCAGCCCCCAGGGCAGCCCCCGGCCGCGGUCACCCGAGGAGCCCGGCGAGGAGGACCUCGAGAGCCUGAUGCAGUGCCUGAAGCAGGGGGGGGUGUCCCUCAUCGGGCGGCAGCGGUUCCUGACGCAGGAGCAGUGCCGCAAGUCCUUCAUCCGGCGCAACAAGAACCCCCACGUCAACGAGAAAGUGCACGCGGUGCGCGCCCUGCAGAGCACGCUCAAGGCGAAGCUGGCGGAGCUGCAGGCCCUCGAGCAGCUGCUGGACGACGACACGCUCACCUCGGAGAAGUUCUCGCGCUGGAAGGAAGAGCACCAGGACCUGUACCAGGAGCUGCAGGAGUGCUGGGCACAGCGGCAGGGCCAGGGCAGCGGCGGGGGAGACCCCAAGGCCGAGCAGAGCCCCCCAGGAGAGGCAGCCAAACCCUGACACCCCCAGGACGUCUCUGGCAUCAAUUGUUCUCCAUAAAACUCAUGGUGCUGCGGGUGCUCUGCCUGCCCUGGGGUGGGUGCAUGGCAGGAUUUGUGGCAGCUCUGAAGGCUCAGACCCCUUCUGCUAUAUCGCCCACGGGAGCGGGACGUUGCAGGGACGGUCUUGCUUUUUCCAAGGACGUUUUGCCUCGGCCACAUGUUCGCAACGGGGCCCUUUUCCUGGAGGAACACGCUCCCACCGUGUGCCAGCGUGGUGCCUCUGGCUGGGCUCUCUUCUGUAAAUAAAAACCGUGUCGGUGAGG